Messenger RNA from Exophiala spinifera, 474 nucleotides. RefSeq lists its product as uncharacterized. The transcript has a single exon. Bases 1 to 474 code for a protein of 157 amino acids. Lineage: Eukaryota; Fungi; Ascomycota; Eurotiomycetes; Chaetothyriales; Herpotrichiellaceae. Gene Ontology annotation, cellular component: cytoplasm. The record is from RefSeq and is a predicted model, not a curated record.
AUGGCGCUCAAUAACUACAUUGAUGCCGAAAAUGCCCCAAAUUAUGAGGACAUGGAGAAGCAAUUCGCCGUCAAGGCUGUUCAACAAAUGACGGUGUACUGGAGUCUAUUGGAGAAGAUUCCUGGUUCAAAACUCCGGCUCACGCGGCUUGAUGACCAGAUUUUGGAGCAUUUCAAAAGUGAAUUCCCCGAGUUUGAUCCAGCUGAGGAGAUCGACGAGGAUAAGAUGAAGAGCAAAGAGGGUAAAGAGAGGUGGCGCAAGUUUGCUAUGGCCUAUGAGAAGGGCGACAACAAGAUUGACGACUUCAACUUCGGCACCAUGUUAAGAAAAAGCCCCAAGACAGAGUACGGAGAAAAGGAGACCAUCUUUGCCGUCCGAAUGCAAUUCUACGCCAUUGAGAUUGCAAGAAACCGAGCUGGACUCAACGACUGGAUAUAUGAGAGUGCCCAGAAAGAUGCAGGCAACAAAUCGUGA